AUGUCACGACCAUUAAGGUCUGAUAUUUUGGGUGUUCUGAAGGGAGCCGGAAUGGUGUUUAAUAAUGCAUUUAAACUUCAAGAAAGCCAAUGCCAGCAAAUAUGGCAAAAUUCUAGUAUAAAGUCAGCAACAGAAGAUGUUAACAGCGUUCUAGGAGCUAGUUUGAAAGAUGUAGUUUUACAAACCAGCCCUGUUCAGGUAGAAAAGCUAGUGUCAGAAACCUUACAAAGAACUGCCAUGGUGGUAGAGGGUCUUAAAGGAGUUGUGAAGUAUUCUAAUCAACCCGUAGAAGAGCAGAAUAAUGGGAUCGACAUAUCUGAACUUGAAUUAGAAUUUGACAAAGAAACAAUGUUUGAAGAUGUUGAAAAUCUUUUUAGAAAAGGAGAAAAAGAAGAAAUUCAGUCUCUAAAAUCCAACGUAAAAGUUAUGUCAAUAACAUCACCUGGAAAGUAUGCUACUAUUAAAAAAAAACCUGAGUUGUUGCAGAACUUUGGAGAAACAUCAGAAUUGGCUCAAAACACAAAUACUCAAUACAAUAUACAGUCAAAAGUGCUAGAAAAUUAUAAACCUGUUGAAAAACUGGACCGUAUAUCAAAUAUUAUUGAGGAGUCUAAAGCUUUUGUAAAUCCAUUGCCUCAUUCAAUAGAUGGCAUCAAAUCAAAUGUGGAAGAUUCUUUGAAGGUUAAAACGCAACUGAAAGAAACUAAUUUCUACAAUAUUGAGCCACAAGUAAUUCAAAGUCAUUCAAUGGAUGGCAUCAAAUCAAAUGUGGAGGAUUCUUUGAAGGUUAAAAUGCAACUGAAAGAAACUAAUUUCAACAACAUUGAGCCACAAGUAAUUCCAACACCAGUUGCUAAGAAAGCACCAAAGAAAAAACAGAGUUUAAGUGAGACAGCCAAACAGCGCUCAGUGCCUUCAUCUCGUCUUGGACGUAUGAUAUCAUUUGGCAGCCUAGCCGCAGGUCUGGGGAUUGGCACAGUAGCUGAGGUGACUCGCCGUUCUCUGGGCAUAGCCGAAACUCCAUCUGUUGGUACAACUCUUGACAGUGCCUUUCUUUCUCCAGCUAAUGCUGAACGAAUUGUGGAUACACUUUGUAAAGUGAGAGGGGCUGCUUUGAAGAUAGGUCAAAUUUUAAGUAUUCAAGACAAUAAUAUAAUUAGCCCUCAACUACAAAAGGCAUUUGAGAGAGUUCGUCAAUCAGCUGACUUUAUGCCCAGUUGGCAAGUGGAGAAAGUAAUGGUUCAAGAAUUUGGUGAGGAUUGGCGCAGCAGGCUGGCAUCGUUUGAAAUGAAACCCUUUGCUGCUGCCUCGAUAGGUCAAGUUCACUCGGCCACUCUGCUCGAUGGUACUGAGGUAGCAAUGAAGAUCCAGUAUCCAGGUGUUGCUAAGGGUAUUGAGAGUGACAUAGACAACCUUGUAGGAAUUCUCAAAGUUUGGAACAUUUUUCCAGAAGGAAUGUUUAUAGACAAUGUUGUGGAAGUAGCCAAGCGAGAGUUAAGCUGGGAAGUGGAUUAUGUAAGAGAAGCUGAGUGCACAAAAAUAUUCCAAAGCUUACUCAAAGACUACCAAGAUUACUACAUCCCUAGGAUUAUAGAUGACUUAUGUACACCUCAAAUAUUGACCACCGAGCUAAUAGAGGGGGUUCCGGUCGAUAAAUGUCAAGACAUGGACGAGCCAACACGCAAACACAUCUGUCAGCUGGUCAUGCAACUUUGUCUUCGAGAACUGUUCCAGUUUAGAUACAUGCAGACAGAUCCUAACUGGUCCAACUUCUUCUACAACGUCGAUACUCGACAGUUGAUUUUGUUGGACUUUGGUGCAUCUCGUACUUAUGACAAGUUCUUCAUGGACCAAUACAUUCAAGUGAUAAGAGCAGCUGCAGAUGGCAAAAAGGAUAGAGUAUUGGAAAUAUCCCGUGAGAUGGGUUUCCUCACAGGCUAUGAAUCAAAGAUAAUGGAAGAUGCACAUGCUAACGCUGUCCUGAUAUUGGGUGAAGUUUUCUUACAAGAGAAGGGAGAAUUUGAUUUUGGUGCACAAGAUACUACAAAACGCAUUCAGCAACUCGUUCCAACAAUCAUCACACAUCGUUUGUGCCCCCCACCAGAAGAAAUUUAUUCCCUUCACCGGAAACUGUCUGGAGUUUUUCUGUUGUGCUCCAAACUUAAAGUAAAAAUGAAUUGUCGAGAUAUGUUCUUGGAAGUAUAUGAAAACUAUAAGUUCUCAUAAUGUACUUAGUAAUUUUUGCUUUGGGUUUGGCAUCUUUUUUAAUAGGGAAUAGAAGAGAAAUUUUCAAUGGUGAAAAGUAAUUCAGAUCAAGCACUACUUUGAUUGUGAGAAACUUGAUUGCAGUUCAAUGAUAGUUGGUUGUGGUGGAAAAUAAGCCAGCACAAAAACAUCAUAAGAGCAAGAUGGCGUCCCUCAAACAGUGAUGCUAGUGGGUAUGGUGAUAAGGCAUCUGCUGCAUGAUGAGAGUCAGUUGUCUCCUCACCUAUAAAACUUGUGUAACUACUGCAAAAAUUAUUACACUGCAGUUCAUAAAUUCCCAAAUAAUAAAAUGUGAAUUGAUUAUUCUAAUUCAUCUCACGCACAAUGCAUGUUUCAUGAUUCUUUAUUUAAAGUUUAUUAUUGAUGAUGGACUAUUUGAAAGGAUAACCGGACAGGUAAUAAAGCAAUAAAUCACAAAAAAUGUAUGAAUAUAGUAUAAUUGUUAUAUUAAUUUAAUUUACUCUAUACUAAGAAAAAUAAAAGGUAAUAACUGAGUUCAUUAUACAAUAAAAUGUUUUAUUAACAAUGGUGUUAUUAUUUAUACAAAAAUAUAAAAUUCAGUUCAAUAAAUGAAAUUCACCAAUCA
Molecule: messenger RNA, 2851 nt
Organism: Homalodisca vitripennis (glassy-winged sharpshooter)
Lineage: Eukaryota; Metazoa; Arthropoda; Insecta; Hemiptera; Cicadellidae
Product: atypical kinase COQ8B, mitochondrial-like
Exons: 10
Coding region: 1-2226 (741 amino acids)
Biological process (GO): ubiquinone biosynthetic process
Cellular component (GO): extrinsic component of mitochondrial inner membrane
Molecular function (GO): kinase activity
Source: RefSeq, a predicted model, not a curated record